AUGUCGUACAGACCGGUCGCCGCCUCUGCGCAAUGGGCGCGCAUGCUUAGCCGAGCCAGACGUCCUAUCGCGACCACGACGAUUUCCAGCCAGCGUCUUCAACCCACAGCGUCCGUAACUCGACACGUGCGAUGCCAGUACCGUACCAUCGGAACGACAACUGCCAACCGCGCGACUCUGGACGAGACUUCUUGGGCUGCUCCACCGGCCGAGGAGAAGAGAGGGCCCCAGACUCUGACCGAAAAGAUCAUUCAGGACCACGCCGUCGGUCUGCCGCCAGGGAAGACUGUGCGAAGCGGGUCGUUCGUCUCAGUCAAACCAUGGAGAUUACUCACACACGAUAAUACGGCUGCCGUGAUGGGAAAGGUAUUAAAGUGGCCGGACUUUAAGGGUCUCAAGGACCCCAAGCAAAUGGUGUUUGCGAUCGAUCACGACGUGCAGAACAAAUCGGAGACCAACCUCAAAAAAUACAAAAUGAUUGAAGCUUUUGCUGAGCAAAAUGACGUGGCUUUCUACCCUGCGGGACACGGAAUAUCUCAUCAGGUGAUGAUUGAGGAAUUAUUUGUUUGGCCAGGCAAGCUCUGUGUUGGGUCCGACUCACAUUCAACGAGUUACUCUGCGCUUGGCGCCGGAGGGUUCUCUGUGGUGAGGACGGACGCCGCGGGCAUUUGGGCGACCGGUCAAACCUGGUUCCAGGUUCCCCCGGUAGCCAAGGUCAAUUUCACUGGUGUCCUUCCUCCCGGUGUUGCCGGAAAAGAUGUCAUUGUCGCACUGUGCGGACUGUUCCAAAGCGAUGUGCUGAAUCACGCAGUCGAAUUCUCCGGAUCCGAAGAGACCAUGGCAAGCAUUCCGAUCGAUGAUAGGAUCUCGAUUAGCAACAUGUGUACUGAAUGGGGUGCCCUAACAGGGCUGUUCCCUGUGGACAAGACUUUGGAGCGCUGGCUCCGCUACAAGGCGACGGAGGCGGCCAUGUGUCCCGAACGCAAUACUAUCGAGCGCAUCACGCACGAAAAGAUCGACGAACUCUACGCCAAUCCCCCUAGGGCCGAUCCGAACGCUCAAUACGCCAAGCAACUUUAUAUCAACCUUUCCACUGUCUCACCAUAUGUUUCAGGCCCCAACUCUGUCAAGAUUUCAACACCGCUGAACGAGCUUGCGCCCAAGAAGAUCAAGGUGGACAAGGCCUACAUCGUGUCGUGCACCAACAGCCGAGCCUCUGAUCUUGCAGCUGCCGCCAAGGUCUUCAAGGACGCGGCCAAGGCCAACGGCGGCAAGAUUCCCAAGAUUGCGGACGGUGUCAAGCUGUACAUUGCUGCGGCUUCGGCCCGCGAGCAGGAAGCUGCAGAGGAUGCAGGUGACUGGCAAGCUCUGCUUGAGGCCGGCAGCAUUGAACUGCCCGCUGCUUGCGGGCCGUGUAUUGGCAUGGGGGCCGGUCUCUUGGAGCCGGGCGAGGUGGGCAUCUCUGCUUCGAACCGCAACUUCAAGGGACGCAUGGGCAGCCGAGAUGCGCUGGCUUACCUCUCGAGCCCCGAGGUUGUCGCCGCCAGCGCCCUCAGCGGCUUCAUCUCAGGAACGGACGCCUACACGGUGCCGGAAGACUACAAGGGCGUGGAGCACGGGUACGGCACUGGCGCGCCCGAGACGACGGAGAGCCAACUCGGAAACGUCCUUGAGCAGCUCGAAUCCCUCAUCGACCGCGUCGAAUCCUCUGCCGGCGGCGAUGAGUCCUCCCAGGGCGGUACCCAGAUCCUGUCCGGCUUCCCCGAGAAGAUAUCCGGCGAAAUUGUCUUUUGCGACAUGGAUAACCUGGACACGGACAAUAUCUACGCUGGAAAGUAUACGUACCAGGACGACCUCACCAAAGAGACCAUGGCCCAGGUGUGCAUGGAGAAUUACGACCCCGAGUUUCGCCACGUUGCCAAGCCCAACGACAUUUUGGUGUCGGGCUACAACUUUGGCUGCGGUUCGUCGAGAGAGCAGGCCGCCACGGCGCUGCUGGCCAAACAGAUCCCGCUAGUCGUGUCGGGCAGCUUCGGCAGCAUCUUUUCCCGCAACAGCAUCAACAACGGUCUGCUGGGCCUCGAAGUCCCGCGGCUGGUGGAGCGCCUGCGCGCCGUCUUCACCGACAAGGUCACGACGCGGCGCACGGGCUGGACGCUCACGUGGGACGUGGCACGGAGCGUCGUCCAGGUCCAGGAGGGCGAGGGCGGCGAGCAGUGGGAGGAAAAGGUGGGCGAGUUCCCCGCGAACCUGCAAGAGAUUAUCGCAAAGGGCGGCUUGGAGAAGUGGAUCAUGGACGAGAUGGCAAAGGAGUAG
Molecule: messenger RNA, 2316 nt
Organism: Beauveria bassiana ARSEF 2860
Lineage: Eukaryota; Fungi; Ascomycota; Sordariomycetes; Hypocreales; Cordycipitaceae
Product: homoaconitase-like protein
Exons: 4
Coding region: 1-2316 (771 amino acids)
Biological process (GO): L-lysine biosynthetic process
Molecular function (GO): homoaconitate hydratase activity; 4 iron, 4 sulfur cluster binding
Source: RefSeq, a predicted model, not a curated record